Bipolaris maydis ATCC 48331 is the source of this 2691-nucleotide messenger RNA. NCBI's taxonomy places the organism in Eukaryota, Fungi, Ascomycota, Dothideomycetes, Pleosporales, Pleosporaceae. The record is from RefSeq and is a predicted model, not a curated record.
AUGGCCCAGCUUCCCCGGCUGUCUCACGAGGAAUACACUGUAGGAUGGGUGUGCGCACUCCCCGUCGAGCUGGCGGCGGCGCAGGAAAUGCUGGACGAAGUGCACGAAGACCAUGAGCGCGACGGCAACGAUGAGAAUCUAUACUCCCUAGGAUCGAUUGCUGGGCACAAUGUCGCCAUCGUCUGCCUGCCAGCGGGAUGUAUUGGUAACAACCCUGCAGCGGUUGUGGCGACACAGAUGAAGGCUACAUUCAAGGGAAUUCGGUUCGGGCUGAUGGUUGGCAUCGGCGGAGGAGUACCCAGCGCCGCAGCGGACAUCCGGCUUGGGGACGUGGUGGUUAGCCAGCCCGAUAAGACGUUUGGCGGGGUGGUGCAAUACGAUGCUGGAAAGGCGACGACGAGCGGGUUCGAACGGACGGGAUCGCUUAACGCGCCACCGAAGGUGCUGCUUCACGCGGUUGCAAUAGUAAAAGCAAAUGAAUUCUUGGGUAAGACCAGGAUGGUAGAGUUUAUAAGGAAACUAGAGAGCACCAACCCUAGGUUUCAGCGCAGCAAGGCAGGGCCUGACGUCUUAUUCAACGCGGAGUACGACCACGAGGGUGGGCGGACGUGCGAAGGAUGCAAGGCAGCUCACCACAAAGCUCGGGAGCCGCGCGAAGAGGAGGUAGUAUCUCACUACGGGACGAUUGCGUCAGGGAAUCAGGUGAUGAAGAACGCGACAGAGCGAGACAAGGUCAGCGCAGAGCUUGGUGGGGUGCUCUGCUUCGAGAUGGAGGCAGCGGGUCUGAUGAACAGCUUCCCUUGCCUCGUCAUCCGUGGCAUCUGUGACUAUGCCGACUCGCACAAGAAUAAGAAAUGGCAGCCAUAUGCGGCGGGAAUCGCUGCUGCGUAUGCAAAGGAUGUGCUGUCCGUGAUCCCGCCAGCUGCCGUAGCGAAGAUUCGGACAGCGGAAGAGGCGAUUCAGAGCGUACGGAAGAAAGCAAUCUACUCCAUUCCGUUCCUCCCCAACAAGUCCUUCGUUGGACGAAAGACUGAGCUCGACGAGCUGACGGAGAAACUCAUGGUCGACGGGGCAUGCUACAGGAUGUCGAUUGUUGGGCUCGGUGGAACGGGCAAGACACAGGUGGCGCUCCGGUUCGCGUACAUGGUGAAGGAGCGCUGGCCUGAGAUAUCCGUCUUCUGGGUGCCUGCGCUGAGCAUGGAGACUUUUGAGCAGGCGUGCGCUGAAGUAGUACGAAUGCUCGGCGUACCUAAGGCGACCGAUGGUGAGGACGAUGUGAAAGAGCAGUUCAAGUCGCAUCUGAGCACGGCGCAGGCAGGAAAGUGGUUGUUGAUCGUUGACAACGCUGACGAUGCGGACAUUGUUUUUGGCCGUGCUCAAUCGAGGGGCAUUGUUGACUACUUGCCACGGAAUGAAGAGGGCGUGACCUUGUUUACCACACGUACGCUAGAUGUAGCAGUGAAGCUGACGGGCAGCCAUGUGCUAGAGAUUGGCGCGAUGGACCGACAAGAUGCAACGACCUUUUUGACCAGAUCGCUGAUUAACAAAGAGCUCCUUAGCGACAGUGUCGCCACGACAGACUUAUUGGAUGAGCUAGUGUGCCUGCCUCUAGCCAUCGCACAGGCAGCUGCUUACCUUAACGGGAACAGGAUAUCUAUCCGAGAGUACUUGCGGCUACUAUACAGUACAGAACUAGACCUUGUCAAGCUUAUGAGCACAGAGUUCCGUAAUGACGCACAGUACAAAGGCACGGCAAAUGCAGUAGCUACAACAUGGGUGGUGUCGUUUAAUCAAAUCCGCGCACGCGACAAGGUAGCUGUGAAACUUCUGUCUUUUAUGUCGUGCAUCGAGUGGAAAGCGAUACCGCGGUCUAUUCUGCCGAGAGUGCGGUCCAGAGUGCGGAUGACGAACGCUAUUGGCACGCUCUGUGCAUACUCUUUUCUAACAAAACGAGACAAUCAAGACGAGUAUGACAUCCAUCGACUGGUACAUCUAGCAACUCGGAUCUGGGUCAGGCAGUACGGCGACACGAGACGUGUGGUGGAGAAGGGUAUCAGACGCGUAGCCCGCAUUUUCCCCUCGGACGACUACGCGAACCGGACAAAAUGGAGGACAUAUCUGCCACAUGCGGUGCGGCUGCUCGAGGACAACCAAGACUCUUCGAUAAAAGAGAGGUCAGAGCUGUGUCUCUCUGUAGGAAUGUGUCUGAAGGCUGAUGGGAGGUUUCAAGAAGCAGUGAGAUGGCUUAAGGAGUCUCGACUAGCAUCACAGCAUGAGCUCGCAGCCGCGUACCUUACCGACGGACGGGUUAGGAAAGCAGCCAGACUGCUAGAACACGUUGUCGGCAUACGUACAGAAGUGCUCGCAGAAGACCAUCCUGAUCGACUAUCGUCGCAGCAUGAGCUCGCAAACGCGUACUUUGCCGACGGACGGGUUAAGGAAGCAAUUGAGUUGCUGGAAUAUGUGAUCAAGAUAGGACGGAGGAUCUACGGAUCUGAUCAUCCUCAUCAACUAAUGUCACAGCGUGUGCUUGCACGAGCAUAUCACGCCAACAGACAGGUCAAAGAGGCCAUUGAGCUGCUAGAAUAUGUGGUUAGGAUAAAACAGAGGACCUACAGAUCUGAUCAUCCCGAUCGACUCGUGUGUGAGCGCCUGCUAAAAUCUUGGCAGCUUAAUGUGCGGCCGAACUGA